Melozone crissalis (California towhee) is the source of this 930-nucleotide messenger RNA. Its product is annotated as serine protease 55-like. Bases 1 to 930 code for a protein of 309 amino acids. Lineage: Eukaryota; Metazoa; Chordata; Aves; Passeriformes; Passerellidae. The record is from RefSeq and is a predicted model, not a curated record. Gene Ontology annotation, biological process: proteolysis. The transcript is spliced from 6 exons. Gene Ontology annotation, molecular function: serine-type endopeptidase activity.
AUGCUGCUCCUCACCCUCUCCUGUUUAGCUUCCCUGACCAGCAGUGUCCAGGCAGGCUGUGGCCUCCGACCAUCCUACGAGUCCUUCCAGAGCACUGGCAAGAGGAUUGGGACAGGGACAGACGUCAUCCCCGGGGAAUUCCCGUGGCUCGUGAGCAUCCAGAGCCACGGGAAGCACAUCUGUGGAGGCGCCAUCAUCAGUGCCCUGUGGAUUCUAACUGCAGCACACUGCUUUGCAGAUAAGCUGCCACCAGACCUGAUGGUGGCAGUGGGGGGAGUGAACCUCAGCCUCCCUCUGGAAGAGUGCAACCCAGACAGCCUCAUCCUGCACGAGGAGUUCAACAGGACCAGCCUGCAGAACGACAUUGCCCUGAUCCUGCUCAGCAACCCCAUCGAGUUCAGCACUGAGAAGAUUCCCGUCUGCCUGCCCUUCGUGUAUGACAGGGACAAGUGGCAGCACUGCUGGGCUUCUGGCUGGGAGAACACCAGUGCAGUCUCAGCUUCCCCUGUGCUGCAGAAAACAAAGGUGAAGCUGAUCAGCAGGGAGGAAUGCCUGAAGCACAUCCCACACCUCGUGGGGGGCGUGAUGUGUGCUGAGACAGAGCAAGGAGAAGGAGAAAAAGGAGGAGGAAGAGGCUGCCAGGUGGACAGCGGGGGACCUGUGAUCUGCAGCUACUGGGACACCAUGAAGUGGUUCCAGGUUGGCAUCAUCAGUGGAGGAAACCCAAACCACAGGAUUUUGACACCUGUUUUCAGCUACCAGGAGUGGAUUGAGAAGGAAACAGCCAUAAGGGGAAAACCUUUCUUCACUGAGGGUGUGGACAGUGGAACACAUGUCAGGGUUGUUCGUUCCAGGGCUGGAACACAGGUGGUAUUUCUGGGGUAUUUUCUCCUUUUAUUCAUCUUUUUAAUAGCAAUUAAAUUACCCUGA